This is a messenger RNA of Ziziphus jujuba (common jujube), 4838 nucleotides long. RefSeq names its product disease resistance protein RPV1. Gene Ontology annotation, molecular function: ADP binding; protein binding. Gene Ontology annotation, biological process: signal transduction; defense response. The coding region runs from base 352 to 4482 and encodes 1376 amino acids. The record is from RefSeq and is a predicted model, not a curated record. The transcript has 5 exons. NCBI's taxonomy places the organism in Eukaryota, Viridiplantae, Streptophyta, Magnoliopsida, Rosales, Rhamnaceae.
CUACGAGAAGAAAAUAUAAACCCAUAAAAAUUAGGAGAAAAAUAAAUAUGUACAUUAUCAAAAUGAAACUUUCUUGAUGGUAUUCACUAUCUCUUCCUGCACGCAUUCUUUCAUUGGGAAUCUUUAUUACCAAAAGGAACAAAAAUAAAUAAAUUCUUUCAUGGGAACUCUGACUUUUCUUCAGGUUCCAGGAUGGUAUUUACUAUUUCUUCCUACACGCAUUCUUUCAUUGGGAAUCUUCGGCAAAAACUGUAUCGCAUUUGAUCACAGCAAAAACAUAUUGCAAAGCACCCUGCACAUGAACAACUACCGUUGCCGCUGGCGUUUUCUGCAGAAAAAUAAAUAAAUAAAAUGGCAACCUACAAUGGCAACGUUUCUUCUUCCUCUACAACCCGAGGGGGUGCUUUCAGGCUUCGUUGGGAUGUGUUUUUGAGUUUCAGAGGCGAAGACACCCGCCACAACAUCACCAAGAACAUCUACCACUCUCUUCUGAAGCAUGGCGUCCGAGUCUUCUUAGACGACGACGGUUUGAAUCGCGGUGACGAAAUUGCUCCAAGUCGACUCGAAGCCAUCGAUGACUCGGCCGCUUCGAUCGUCGUUUUCUCGCCCAGAUACGCUGACUCUCACUGGUGUCUGGAGGAGCUGGCUAAGAUUUGUGAGUGCCGGAGAUUGAUCCUUCCGGUUUUCUACGGAGUCAGUCCCUCUGAUGUUCGGCGGCAGAGAGGACCUUACGAAAAGCAUUUCAGAGUUCAUGAAGAAAGGUUCGGAAACGACAGGGUUUUGAGGUGGAGGAAUGCCAUGGCGAAAAUUGGUGGCAUUUCUGGUUUCGAUUUGUGGGUUUUCAAGGACAGUGAGGACACGGAAAAGAUUCAAUCCUUAGUCAAAAGGGUCUUGAACGAAAUAAGCAAUACUCCUAUGGGUGUGGCUGCUUACAUUGUUGGACUUGAUUCCCGUGUUGAAAAGUGUAUGAAAUUGGUAGAUGUCAAAUCAAAUGGCAUCCAAGUUCUAGGAUUGUAUGGCAUAGGUGGGGUUGGCAAGACCACCCUUGCCAAGGCUCUCUUUAAUAAACUUGUAGGCCACUUUUCGGUCCACAGUUUCUUAUCAAAUGUGAGAGAAAAAUCAACCAAGGGUGAUGGUAUUAUAUCUCUUCAAAAUGAGCUUAUUAAUUGUCUUUCCCCUGGUACGGCUCCUGUAAGUGAGGUCAAUGCUGGUAUUUCUGCAAUCAAAGUCAGAGUAAACGACAAGCGACUUCUUCUUGUUUUAGAUGAUAUUGAUCAUGGAAGUCAAGUGAACGCUCUGAUUGGGAAAAGAGAAUGGUUUUAUGAAGGAAGUCGAAUUAUUAUCACCACGAGAGAUAGAGAAGUCUUUCCCAAUAAUCUUGUGACUGAAUGGUACGAAGUGAGAGAGUUGCAUGCAUCUGAGGCUCUACAGCUAUUUAGUUACCAUGCAAUGAGAAGAGAGAAGCCAACAGAUAAAUUUUUUCAUCUGUCUGAGCAAAUUGUGUCUCUUACAGGAUCAUUACCAUUGGCUGUGGAAGUCUUUGGUUCUUUCCUAUUUGAUAAGAGAAGAGUAGAGGAAUGGGAGGAUGCUCUCAGCAAACUGAAAAAGAUUCGUCCACGUAACCUUCAUGAUGUGCUAAAGAUAAGUUAUGAUGGGUUAGAUGAGGAAGACAAGUGUAUAUUUCUGGACAUUGCAUGCCUAUUUGUUAGAAUGGAAAUGAAGAGAGAAUAUGCAAUUGACAUUUUGAGAGGAUGUGGUUACGAGGCUGAGAUAGCAAUUGCAAACUUCACAGCAAAGUUACUCGUUAAGAUUAAUGAAGAUAACAUUUUGUGCAUGCAUGAUCAAAUUAGAGACAUGGGACGACAGAUAGUCAGACAAGAAAAUUUUGUUGAUCCUUGCAUGCGUAGUAGACUGUGGGAUCGUGAUGAAAUUCUAACUGUCUUCCAGGAUGACAAGCGUAGCAAAUGUAUACAAGGGAUUGUCCUAGACAUCAAACAGAAACGCAGGGUGAAGGAUCCUAGUGCUGCCAGAUUAUCUUGGCAAAACCUCCGAAGAAACCCCAGUUUCACUUCUACCAUUUCCUACUUAAUGGAAAGUUACAAAGAAUGCCAGCAAGAACGAAAAGAGAGAAAGAGAGAGGUUUCAAUUUGCUUUAAACCACUUGGAACAAUGCUCCACCUGAGAAUGCUUCAAAUAGAUUAUGUCAACAUUGAGGGGAAGCUGAAAAAUCUACCUGCUGAACUAAAGUGGCUACAGUGGAAAGGAUGUCCUUUGAGAUAUCUUCCUUCUAAUUUUUGUCCUCAGGGAAUUGCUGUCCUUGAUCUUUCAGACAGCAAACUUGAAAAAGUUUGGGGUUGGUCUGCAAGCAAUGUGGCUGAUAAAUUGAUUGUAUUGAAUCUUAGUGAAUGCUAUAAACUAACGGCUCUGCCUGAUUUAUAUGGGAAUCGAGCUUUGGAAAAGCUUUCUCUCGAGAAUUGCAAAGGAAUUGUUGAGGUCCAUGAAUCUUUAGGGAAUCUGAAUACAUUGCUGCACUUGAAUUUGAGAGGCUGCUCAAAUCUUAUUAGACUUCCCUCUGAUGUCUCUGGCUUAAAACGACUUGAGAACCUUAUCCUCUCCGGCUGUUCCAAAUUGAAAGAACUCCCAGAAAACAUAGGCAGUAUGGAAUGUUUGAAGGAGCUUCUAGUUGAUUAUACUGCAAUAGAAAACCUUCCUGAAUCUAUCUUCCGCCUUACAAAGCUUGAAAAGCUUAACUUAAAUCGCUGCAUACUUACAAGGCUACCCCAGUGCAUAGGAAAGCUGCAUUCUCUGAAAGAACUCUACCUUAAUAACACCGGGUUAGAAGAAUUGCCGCAUUCCAUUGGAUCACUAGCAAGCCUUGAGAAACUUAGCGUGAUGCACUCUUCAUCGUUGACUGUACUUCCUGAUUCCAUUGGAAAUCUCAACUCUUUGACUGAGUUAUUCAUUUUGGGCAGUCCAAUUAAAGAGAUACCUGUGCAUGUUGGUUCAUUACUAAAUUUGAAGAACUUAUCGGUAGGAAAGGGACAAGCUUUAACCAAAUUGCCUGAUGAGAUUGGAAGAUUAGAUUCCAUCGUUGUGCUUGAGAUAGUUGAGACAUCAAUCAGAGCUCUGCCUGAGCAGAUUGGAGAGCUGAAAUUACUCGAGAAACUUGAGAUGAUGAAAUGCAGAUAUCUCAGAUCAUUACCAGAAUCAAUUGGAAGCCUGUUUAGACUAACUACUUUAGUCUUAUACGAAGCACAGAUUACUGAGUUGCCGGAAUCAAUUGGGCUGUUAGAAAACCUAAUAAUGCUAAAACUGAGCCAUUGUAAACAGCUCCAUAAGCUUCCAGGUUCAAUAGGAAAAUUAAAGUCUUUGCACCACCUAUUGAUGGAUGAUACUGGGGUAACAGAAUUACCUGAAAGUUUUGGAAUGCUUUCAAGUUUAAUGACACUAUAUAUGGCAAAGAAUCCUCCUAGUACUAGUAAGGGUACAGGGGAAGCAAUUGGUAGCUCACGAGGGAAAGUUAUGCUCCCAAACUCUUUCUCAAACCUGUCUUUGCUAAAUGAAUUUGAUGCUCGAGGUUGGAAAAUAUGUGGUAAAAUCCCAGAUGAUUUUGAGAAGUUGUCAUCACUAGAGAUUCUGAAGCUUGGUCACAAUCAUUUUUGCAGCCUUCCGUCCAGCCUGAGGGGGCUGUCCUUUCUCAAAGAGCUUUCUUUGCCAGAUUGUGGAAUGCUCAAAUGCCUCCCCCCGCUUCCAUCAAGUUUGCUAUGGGUGAAUAUUGCAAACUGUACAGCAUUAGAAUGUAUCUCUGACCUUUCAAACUUGCAGAGCUUAGAGGAACUGAAUGCUACCAAUUGUAAUAAAGUUCAGGAUAUUCCUGGCCUUGAAUGCUUGAAGUCCUUGAGAAGGCUAUACUUGAGUUGUUGCAGUUCUUGUCAUUUGGUAAUUAGGAAAAGACUGGCUAAGAGCUCGUUGAGGAAAAUUCGCAAUCUGAGUAUGCCUGGAAGCAGGCUCCCAGAUUGGUUAUCUCAAGAUGUGAUUAAAGUCUCAGAACGCAGAAACCGUGCUAUCAAAGGAGUAAUUAUAGGUGCAGUUGUCUCUCUCAAUCAUCAAGUACCAGAUGACUUCAGAGAUCAGCUUCCUGCCAUAGUUGAUAUUCAAGCAAAGAUCCUCAAACUGGAUUUUCCCGUAUACACUUCAGUGUUGAACUUGGAAGGAGUACCAAGUACUGAUGAAGAUCAAGUUCACUUGUGUAGGUAUUCUGUCAAUCAUCCCUUGGUUUCUCAAUUGAAAGAUGGCUAUAACAUACAGGUAACAAAGAGAAAUCCACCAUAUACAAAGGGAAUUGAGCUGAAAAGGUCUGGGAUUUAUUUGGUUUAUGAAGGUGACGAUGACUAUGAGGGAGAUGAAGAAUCAUUACAAGGAAGCCAGCAAUCCAUUUCAGAAAAACUAGCAAAUUUUUUCAGGAGUCUAAAAGAAGAUUAAUCUGCUUCUGAAUCCAGUGGCGUAACUAGGAGUGAAGUCCAAGAGAUUGAGAGAACAGAACAAAGAGCCUCCUUAGCAAAUUUGUGUCUGUUUUCAUUGUUCUACCAUUUAUAUUUAUUUUGUUUGCUUGGUUUUACUUAUGAAGUUCAUCACCAUACACUCAUUAGUUGUACAGAUUCUCAGUCACAUAUGUUCUCUGUUUAGUGAAUGUGUAAAUAUAUUCCUCAAGUUGAAAUUAUUUCUAGUGCAACGGGACCCACAUGUGUAUAGAGGGGAAAGUUUGUACUCCCAUUGUAUUGUUGAUUUUUCCCUCAAGUUUGAUCUUUAUUCUAUUUCUCGGUGAAUGUAAAAUAAGA